Anolis sagrei ordinatus is the source of this 3300-nucleotide messenger RNA. RefSeq names its product synaptotagmin like 3 (gene SYTL3). Gene Ontology annotation, molecular function: neurexin family protein binding; small GTPase binding. The record is from RefSeq and is a predicted model, not a curated record. Gene Ontology annotation, biological process: intracellular protein transport; exocytosis. Gene Ontology annotation, cellular component: plasma membrane; exocytic vesicle. Lineage: Eukaryota; Metazoa; Chordata; Lepidosauria; Squamata; Anolidae.
GAAACCUGUUGCUGGGCUGUGGCAACACUUAUCUUUGAAGGGACACACAGAAUUCUCUAAACAAUAUUGUUAGAAGUAGGAGAGAAAAUGUCCCAAGAACUUAAUCUCAACUUACUUAAAGGCCUGGAGCAAAAGAUUAUUUUAGAAGUCCUGCAUCGUGAUGAAACAUUGAGAGGGAUAGAUGAAGAAAGAAUAAGGAACCUGAAACUACAGCUGCAGCAGCUUCGCUGGAGGGGGGCAAAGAGCACAAGCGAUGAAAACCAUGUGAAGUCAUGUGCCCGUUGCCAGAAGUCUCUUGGAAGACUGAUCAACAGAGGUGCUGUAUGCAAUGGGUGCAGCCAGCAAGUUUGUUCCGGAUGUCGCAUAAUUCUGAAUCCCUCCUUAUGGAUGUGCACCAUCUGCUAUGCUUAUGAAGAUAUGAAAGUGAAAACAGGAGAGUGGUUCUUUGAUAUCCGAGCAAAGAAAUUCCCCACUGAAGGCAGAUGUGCAACUGCUAGUGCAAAGCUCUUAAAAUGUUUUCAAGAACUAAGCAAUAUAUCAGUGGUUCCUCCAACUCCCCCUCCAUUUGCAGAGUCCACAACUGGAGUUAACACUGUGGAACUUGACCAGAAUAAAAGUUUCCAUAGAUCUAUGGAAAACCUGUUUCUGUCUUUAACUUCACAUAUCAGAAAAAUGUCAAAGUCCCAAAAUGAUAUGACAGCUGAGAAGAAUUUUCUAACAACAACUUUUGGCCAGCAAAUAGAUUCAAUAAGAGAAAGGAGAAGCCACUCUGACCCUGCUGUUGACAUUGCAUCCAAAGGAUUAAAUGGUGCCCCGAGUCUCCUUCAUCUCCUAACUGGAGACGAGGACAGCAAUGGAAGUGAUUCCAAAAAGACUUCUAGCGAAGAGUGCAUUCUAUCCAGUUCCACAAGUGAGGCCGUAUUUUCUGCAGGUGUAAGAAGUAAUAGUUUAUACAGCAUUAAUAGCACAUGCACAGAGGUUGGCAACUUCGAGAGAGCAGAUGUCAGUGGUGAAAUAGAAUUUGCCAUUGCAUAUAUCUUCAGAACUGGGACUUUAGAAGUGUUCAUCAGUGCCUGCAAGAACCUGGCUUAUGGAGAGGAGACCAAGAAAAAAUGUAACCCGUACAUCAAGACUUGUUUGUUGCCUGAUAAGUCUCCACAGAGUAAACGGAAGACCUCUGUUAAAAAGAACACACAGGAUCCAUUGUUCCGAGAAUCAUUUAAGUAUAAGGUUGAAUACUCCCAGCUGCAAACUCGACAGCUUCAGGUGUCUGUGUGGCACUCGGGAACAUUCAGACGCCGAGUAUUCCUUGGAGAAGUGGUGAUCUCAUUUGAAUCUUGGGAUUUUGAAGACAAUUCAACUCGAUCAUUUAACUGGUAUCAACUCCAAACCAAGCCUGAAAAAUCUGAAGAGAAUGUGGCUCUAUACAGUGGAGAACUCCAAGUCCGUGCAAAGUUGGUUUUACCUUCAGUAGGGAGAAAAGAAAAGGCCCAUCCUGAAUACCAACUUCACGUUAUAAUACUUGGAGCCAACAACCUGCCCAAGAUAAGACCGGAUGGCCUAUUAAACCCAUUUGUUAAAAGCUGUCUGUGCCUCCAGGGACAAAAGGACAUAAGGCAAAAGACUCCUGUACUGAAGAAGCAAACUCAUCCCCAGUGGAACCACCUGUUUGUAUUUAAUGGGGUCACCACAUCUCAGCUGCAGCAGUCUUCCCUAGACCUAACUGUAUGGGAUCAAGUAUCAUUUGCCUUGCAUGAUCAGUUCUUGGGUGGAGCUCGGCUUGGAAAAUAUACACCAACCAGCACUGUGGGUGCAACAUCCCAAGCAUGUCUUCAGUGGGAAAAAAUGCUGAGCAGCCCAGACACAUGGACAGACAUCACCCUUACACUGUACCCUAAUGCUACUGCAUUUAAAGUCUGAAGAGUCCUGUACAGAAUAUCUCUUGAUUUAAGAGCAGAUGGAAAACUAAUCAUGGCAUUGCUUAUUUGGCUGCUUAGGCAGGUAGGAAAGCCAGCUAUUUUAAUCCUGAAAAAUAAAAGCCUCAAAGGAAAAAAUGUAGGCCCUUAAAAUCUCUUUCGUUAGGCACGUUGGAUGAAAAAGUGGCAAACUAUGAAUCUAUUUUUAAAUGCCAGAAAUAUUUAAUUGCAAAUUUUGUAUGGAUCACCAGUGUGUUAGAGGAACUGGCUGGCUAUCUUAGGACGUUCAGGCACCAAAAGCUUCCAGCCAUAAAUAAGAUAGCAGUAAGAUAUUACACUGACAAUUCAAUUGUGUUGGUUUUAAUUACAAGUAGUAGCAAUCUGUCCUACUUGAAAACAAAGUUGAUAUCAAAACCUCACAACCUCUACGGAUCCUCCCAUAGAUGUGGGUGAAACAUCAGGAAAGAAUGCCUCUGAAACAUGGCCAUACAGCCUGGAAAUCUCAAAGCAACCAAAAGUUGAUAUUGUGUCUACGGCUGCAUUGCUUUCUAUAGACUUUGAAGACUAGGCCUAAGAGCAACAGAUUAAACAAUGUAAGAGAACUGUCUCAAACACCUUUAAGUAUGUAACAUUUGAUUUGGAUGCCAGAUUAAAUAGCAUCAAGAUCUUUUUGGUGUAAGUACAAAGGUAUGGCUGGAGGUUGCAGCUGUAUUUGUAGGUCUCAGGCCAUGCAGGAGGUAUCAAAUAACUCCUUGUGCAAGGCUCCUAGCAACUCUGUGUGUAUGUGAUGCAGGGACAACUCCCAUCUCCCUGGUUACUGACCGAUUAUGGGGAGGCACCUGGGAGAAAGGAAAAAUACAUCAGUGGAGAUCUGAGUAAUUAUACUGAUACAUGUUCUGAGCAUGUUGAUAGAAAGAGUCAUGAAAGAUAAGUGUCACAUAUAUAGAAGACAACACCUUCUGAAUAAGAGUCAAUAUGGUUUCUGGAUAGUUAAAUCUUGUCUCACUGAGCUUUUAGUGUAUUUCUGAAAAUGUCAAUAGUAUUUGGAUUGGAAAGAGGCAGCAGACAUUCUUUAGAUUACCAAAAGUCUUCUGGCAAACUUCCUCACCAAAGACUCCAGAGCAAACUUUAACCAUCUUGAGAUAACAAACAAUGUCUUCUAAUGACAUGGGAAACAGAGAACAGAAAGAAAAGGGCAUACGCUUUUUUUGGACAUCAUCCUCUCCUGCUGUUCCAUAAUUAUGGAAGACACUUAAUCAUGCCAAUGGGGGGAGAUAGAUAUAGAUAUAUCUCCUCUGUCAUCAUGGACCAUAAACCUCUGGAACCAAAUGCUGGAAAUCAUGAAUAGUAAAGUGCUGUUUAAUAUAUCUUUUGAUUAUGAGCU